AUGGUGCGCAUGGCCGACACUGAUGCAAAGGCUGUGGCCAACAACGAGUCGCAGGUUCUCAACAAGAGAAAGCCCGUCCACUUCAUACCCAACCCGACAAACAUCUCAGACAAUGCGGAGGUUCGUACAGCACCGUGGCGAUUGGGCGGGGAAGCGGUCAUCUGACGGUAUAACAUAGGUGUACAUCAUGCGAGGCACCAACGAGGUGUUCACGGACUACGAGAAGUAUCUGAAGCGGUAAGCAGUGCCAUACACGUGGACAAUUGUCAGAUGAAGUCGCUAACUCGCCACAGAUUCGACUGGCUCAACCAGGUACCCUUUUCCAAACCUCCCACUAGAUCGUAAUCACUGACACCCCGCAGAAAAGAUUCACAGACGCGGUUAAUGGCAAGUCUGGCCUGACUUUCUGGGACGCCCUCGAGUCUGAGGUAUGACAUCACAUGAUUCGAGGCGAAUGAUUUUACGCUGACCUUGGCCUAGACCAAGAGCUCGGCGUCGAUCGAGAAUGUCUUUCCGGAGGUAUUACGAGACCCAAUUCUACGCAAAGUGCAGUUCUCGACGACAUCGCGAAUGGAUGAGCUCGGUAAGUCCCGACGUAUACCGUCUGAUGUUAAUCAAGCUGACAGCUGCCAGUGAACGCAAUUUACGACGAGUUCAAGCAUGACUUCUUCCCUGGUGAAGAGGUCAUAGUCGUGUUGCCGGAAACUGAACAGAUCAGAGGCACCAUCCGUGAAAAGGCCAAGUUCCCGAUGAUCCGUGGCGCCGAUGGAUCCGUUCAACGCGCUCCUUUCUCGCGAUACUUUGUUCGUCUCGAUUCAUCGCAACUGGAGGAGGCUCUGUUGGACGACAAUUAUAUCCGGCGCGACAAGAAGAUAUUUACCAAGCAAAAUCUGCGCGCUUUCUUAAAGAACUCUUUACAACGAGAAUCCUGGACGGGCGCUCCCUGGCUUGUAAGGGAAAAGCUUGCCAUCCAGUAUAGGCUGCCGAUGGAGAUUCCUGCACACCUCCUACAGGACGCCAAGCUUCUACAAAACAAGCAGCAUAUGCUCGGAAUGCGCCCGCCAAAAGGCAAGAGAGCGAAGAACCUAUCCCCCGAGGAGCAAGUGCGGUUGGAGCAGGAACAUGUGCAGUUCCAGAUGCAACAGCAACAACAGCAGCGACAUCCUGGCGCACCUCCUCAUCAGGUGCCAAGUCAACCGCACAUGCCUGGACGUAUGGAGAACCGUCCUCCUCCACCGCCACCCAUCAAGUACCCAAUCGAGGAUCUGGACAUCGCACCCAAGCGGAAUGGAGUCACUCGCCCAGAGCUCAAGUUCUUCACAGAGGAAAUGACCAAGUACGUCGCUGGCAAUCGCAAGACACCCUGUACGGAUAUUCAGAUGGUAUCUAUGGGACUAUUACUCGAGGUCUGGAACACUCUCAACGUACAGGCCGAAGUGUAUCAGCUGGACAGCUUUACGUUUGAUGACUUUGUCGAUGCGAUGCAAUUCCUCUCGGAAGACAUUACUUGCGAACUCUUCGAAGAAGUGCACUGCGCCGUGCUCAAGCUCUUCUUGGACGAAAAGGGCCGAUUACAGGUGAAGGACUUGCCUAAGAAAGUGGAAGAAGCACCCGAGGAAGAUUCUGAGAUGCAGGACGAGAGCGAAGUAUCCACGCCCCUUCCAGAUGCGCCGGCGCGCUCCACGCGCAGUAGGCUCAGCUAUAUGGAGUCUGCGGCCGACAUUGCCCAGAUUCCAGUGGAGAAGGGCAAUCGUGCCGCCGAGAUGCUUGCAGAUCGCGACUGGUUAGAACGUCUCACCGCUCAAGACUUCACUAAUGGAGGGUGGCAGGUCAUUGUUGUCGGAAUUCUCCUACAGCUAUCAACAUCACCUGCAUACAAGGAAAAAUGCGAGAAGAUACUAGCUCACCUCGCACCCGCGGAUGCGGAGCCCACCCAAGAGACAGCUCGGAUCCAAUACGCCUCCAUGGACAUCAACUUGCGAAUUACUGCAUUGCAGACUUUGGUGAUGCUCACUGUGCGAACUGAGGCCAUCAAGAACUUCUUGGACACUUGCAGCGAGGAUAUGACCGAUGUAAGGAAGCGGAAGAUCGAGCAUCAGCGAGAGAAGAAGACCGCCAUGGAAGAACUAGCCGCGAAGGACCGAGAACGAAAGAUUUUACUCCCGGAAAACAUGCCGGAAUCACCCAAACCGGAGAUUGUCGAGCCGGAUGUCACAGAAGAGACCAUCGAAGGAAGCUCGCCGGAUCCAGAUGACGAUGCACCGACCUCAGGACGGUCACUGCGACGCGGCAAUGACCGCAAGCGAAAGCGAGAAGAGGAAGCUGCCAAGCGCGAGAAGGAGAAGUCGGAGAAAGCUGAAGCGGCCAAGGCUCAAUCCAAGCAGUCGAAAGAGUUCAAGAAGAUUCUUAACGAGAUUGAUGAGCUGCGGCGACAAAUCAAAGACCACGAAGACAAGAUCGCCGAGUGCGAUGCCGACCUGCGCGAGGCUAACGUCCAGCGCACGAAGGUACUUGGAAAGGAUCGCUUCUGCAAUCGAUACUACUGGUUCGAACGCAACGGGCAGCCAUUCGGCGGUCUUCCUAGCUCGAGCACCGCCAGCUAUGGGUAUGCAAACGGUCGGAUAUGGGUACAAGGUCCUGACCAGAUGGAACGCGAGGGCUUCAUCGACCGCAGCAAGGACGAGCAGGCUCAGUACCAGCGGCUAUUCAACAUGACCGUGCCGGAGCGUCGCCAGCGAGAAGAAGGCAACACGAUUCUCAAAAGCGCUGAGGAGUGGGGUUUCUACGACAAUCCGGACCGACUUGACAACCUCAUUGGCUGGCUGGACGAGCGCGGCGAGCGUGAGAAGAAGCUGCGCAAGGAGCUUAUGGAGUGGCGCGACCGAAUUGCGGAAUAUAUGGAAGCACACAAGCGAUUCAUGAGCGAAGAGGCGGCGAAGAAGAUGGAGGUUGAUGAAGAGCAGACAGGUCGAGUCAACACACGCCACAAGGUCGCGGAAGAACAGACAGCGGCGAAGGAGCGCUGUCUGAGAUGGACGAACUCGAUGGCCAUCGACGAGCUCGGCCAUUUGCACUCCCAGCCGAAUCCUAAGCCGAAGAAGCAGGGUUCACAGCGUCGUGAGCCCAAGGGUGUUGCGGUCCCGCUUAACCGGAACGGGAAACCGGUCACUCGGCAGGGUGACAAGUACAGCUUCAAGUAG
Lecanosticta acicola is the source of this 3200-nucleotide messenger RNA. The record is from the annotation of a GenBank genome assembly. NCBI's taxonomy places the organism in Eukaryota, Fungi, Ascomycota, Dothideomycetes, Mycosphaerellales, Mycosphaerellaceae.